UUGUCGUAGAUUUGCCCGGUGUAUGUUUGUUGACAAAAUGGCGGCAAAUAAGGAGGCAAUUGCAAUUGUUCUGGACGUGGGGCCGUCUAUGAACCAGGCCCCUGCUGGAGUGGCCACCCCCUUGGAGACUGCCAUUGAAGGAAUCAACAUGAUCCUGCAAAGAAAGAUGUUCUCCGAAUCGAAAGAUGAAGUUGCUCUGAUCUUGUUGGGCACAAAUGACACGGAGAACCCUCUGUCGGAUGGGGACACGUACCAGAACAUUGUGCUGAAGCGCUCGCUGGCCGUGGCCGACUUUGACCUGCUACAGAUGGUGCAGAGUGAGCUACAGCCCGGGGACAGCUCAGGAGACUUCCUUGAUGCUCUUGUGGUAGCAAUGGAUCACUUGGAGAAUGGACUGCAGGGUAAGAAAGGUUUCGGCACUCGACGGGUCAUCCUGUUCUCGGACAUGGGCGGGGCUUUCGGGGACCAGGAACUGGACACCAUUGUUGGAGCCAUCCAGAACACCGGUACAGAACUCAACGUCAUUGGUCCGAGUAUUGAGGAGGACAAUGAUGAGGACGGAGACGCAGGAGGGGCGAAGGCAGAUGGUCAUGUGAAGAAAGAGAAGACGCCGCAGCAGAGGGCAGGGGAGACAAUGAUAAAACACAUUCUGGACCAGGUCAAUGGAGAAUGUUACAGCUUUAGUGAAGCUCUCCCUGCUCUGAGUUACUUCCAGUCCCGACAGGUCAAGCCAAUGGCAUGGAAAUGUAACUUGGAUAUAGGAGGCGUAGAGAUCCCUGUAAAUGGCUACUCAAAGGUGAAGGAGUUUAAACUAAAACAGAGCUGGAAGAAAGUGUACGCCCAGGACAGCAGUGUUGCUCCUGGCACACUGCGUACGUACCAUAUGAAGAACGAGGAGGAGACGGAGGUCGAGAAGGAGGAUAUGGUGGAAGGUUAUCGCUACGGCAACACGCUGGUGCCGAUGUCGGAGGACGACAAGGACAAUAUGAAGUACAAAGCAGAGAAAUGCCUGAAGGUACUCGGCUUCACAAAAUCAGAACAUUUCAAACGGCAUCACAUCCUUGGCGAUGGAGUCCUCAGCAUCACGGCAGAGAAGGAUGAUGAGGCAGCGGCUGUGGCUCUGUCUGCCCUCAUCAACGCGCUGUACGAGACAAACUCUGUGGCCAUCGCCAGACGUGUGUAUGCGGCCAACUCUGCUCCAAGACUUGGUUGUCUUUUCCCACACAUUAAAGCCAAAUAUGAGUGCUUGUUUUGGGUUGAGUUGCCAUUUGCCGAGGACAUCCGUACUUUUACUUUUGGCUCACUGCCCCUGACGGAGGAAAGUCUGGCCAACAAGAAGUUCCAGCCGACAGACGAUCAGCUGAAGUGUAUGGACGAGCUCAUCACCAACAUGGAUCUGACACAAGCGCUUGAGGAUGAGGAUGGUGACAAGGACGAGGCGCUGAAGCCGAAGCUGACCUUUAACCCCUACUUCCAGCGUGUGUACCAGUGUCUGCAGCACCGCGUCCUUCACCCCGACGACCCCCUCCCCGACCUGUCCCCGGUCAUCGCCGACUACAUCAACGCCCCACCCAGCGUGGUCAACGCGGCCAAGCCCUGCCUGGAGCGCAUGAAGCAGCUGUUCAAGCUGGAGGAGGUGGAGAAGAAUAAGAAUGGACAGACUGGGGAGAGCAUGUUCAAAGACAAUGAGGAGGAGGCUGGCCCAUCUGCGAAAAAGCCGAAGCUUGAUGACGGAGACCUGGCGGGCGGCCUGCAGAACAUGACCAAAGCCGAGGUCACUGAGGUUGGCACAGUGACACCCACGGCCGACUUCCGUGCUCUGAUCAGCAGAAAAGACCAGGAUUUCUUUGAUGAAGCGUGCAAACAAAUGCAGGCCCGUGUGGAGCAAGUGGUCACUGACUCCUUCGGUCAGCAGUUCUACCCCAAGGCCCUGGACUGCCUCAAGGUCCUGCGACAGGAAUGCGUCAAGAAAUCUGAACCCAACAGUUACAAUACCUUCCUUCCCAAGUUCAAGGACACCUUGAUAGGAAAGGGCAGACGUGACUUCUGGGACCAAAUUGUGAAAGAGAAACAAGCUCUCAUCACCAAGCCCGAGUGCGAGGAAAGCGCAGUGACGGUGGAGGAGGGCGAGAGGUUCGUGUCUGGCGAGGCCAAGGAGGAGCAGACGGCAGCAGCC
Messenger RNA from Aplysia californica (California sea hare), 2176 nucleotides. Its product is annotated as X-ray repair cross-complementing protein 5. Lineage: Eukaryota; Metazoa; Mollusca; Gastropoda; Aplysiida; Aplysiidae. Gene Ontology annotation, biological process: cellular response to X-ray; DNA recombination; cellular response to gamma radiation. The record is from RefSeq and is a predicted model, not a curated record. Gene Ontology annotation, molecular function: double-stranded DNA binding; DNA helicase activity; telomeric repeat DNA binding. Gene Ontology annotation, cellular component: Ku70:Ku80 complex; nucleus.